GUCUCGAAUUAUUUAAGAAACAACCCUGGGUUAUUUAUGCUAAAAAAAACAGUACAAAUUACAUUCAUUGUAUACUAGAUGCAACAAAAGGUCCUCCAGUAGAGGAAUAUUUGGCAAUGUGAAAAUAGCCAGUUGCAGCUGGUUAAAUCAUGUGGCACAACAUAUGAGCCAUAAAAAACCUAGUUCCACAGCAUUACAACAGGUUACUCGACUCUCUGAAAACUGCGAAGAGACACCGGAUCCCAGGGGGGUGAACACGUAUAAAAUCAACCUGAGUGAUUUCAAGGUUUUAAUUUGAGGCAGUUUUUUAUGAUAUAUUGAUAAAAUGACGAGUAGUGCUGUAGACCUUGUCGAAACCAUAUACCAACUGCCAUACGAUGAGAAACCCCCCAUGAGCCAGGGCAUGCAGUUAGAACCGACGGAAAUGGAAGUUGUGCUGCCCGACUGGAAAAACAAGGUUUUCGGAUGUGCAGCCUGCUCGUACAGCACGGACGUCGCGAGCCGGCUCGAGCGUCACAUGCGGCGUCACACAGGCGAAAAGCCAUACGCCUGUAAAGAAUGCAGCUACAGAGGUACAGACGCAGGCCUGCUGAAACGCCACAUGAGGACCCACACGGGCGAAAAGCCUUUUUCCUGUUCCCUCUGCGAGUACCGCUGUGCUCAGGCCUGCACCCUCAAAGAGCACAUGAUGGUCCACACGGGGAAAAAGCCGUUUGUCUGCAGCGAAUGCGACUACCAGUGCAGCAGGGCUUGCAGGCUGAAAAUACACAUGCUGAAGCACACGGGCGUCAAGCUGGAAAACGUUCAAGGAUCGAGUAAAUCAAAUUGGGGCCAUAAACUUUUAACUACUGAUUGAUUCUCCUAUGAUUUGAAGCAAAAAUGGAGGCUUAUUAUUUAUUAGUUUGUCUUAAAUAUAUCGUAAUUUAUUCUGUUA
Cimex lectularius (bed bug) is the source of this 934-nucleotide messenger RNA. RefSeq names its product zinc finger protein 513-like. The coding region runs from base 326 to 856 and encodes 176 amino acids. The record is from RefSeq and is a predicted model, not a curated record. Gene Ontology annotation, molecular function: DNA-binding transcription factor activity, RNA polymerase II-specific; RNA polymerase II transcription regulatory region sequence-specific DNA binding. Gene Ontology annotation, biological process: regulation of transcription by RNA polymerase II. Gene Ontology annotation, cellular component: nucleus. NCBI's taxonomy places the organism in Eukaryota, Metazoa, Arthropoda, Insecta, Hemiptera, Cimicidae. The transcript has 3 exons.